Messenger RNA from Neurospora crassa OR74A, 2093 nucleotides. Its product is annotated as LEM3/CDC50 family protein. The transcript has 2 exons. The coding region runs from base 346 to 1584 and encodes 412 amino acids. NCBI's taxonomy places the organism in Eukaryota, Fungi, Ascomycota, Sordariomycetes, Sordariales, Sordariaceae. Gene Ontology annotation, cellular component: Golgi apparatus; endoplasmic reticulum; plasma membrane. The record is from RefSeq and is a predicted model, not a curated record.
GCACGGACCAUUUUGAAUUGUUGCAACGCCCCAGAAGGCCGAAGGGUCCGGGUCCGCGUUCCACUGCCCACUCAGGUCUCGAGCCAUUGCAGCGAUGGAGUGCAGCAGUGGACUUGCCCGUCCGUCCUGUCCUUGUAGCGCCCGACUCAAACUGUUCGUUGACAAUUCCAUUGCCCACCUUUAGACUCUGUCCCUGUUGCGUGUGUUCCUGGCGCCGCCGUUCCAUCAACUUUGCAAAACGGCUUGAAUUCCACUUGCAUCAUCGCAAGCGCCCGCCCUUCUCCUGGUCUUCGAAUCUUUCCGACCUUUUAGCGACGACAAUAGUCGCUGGAAUAAUCCGAUAACAUGGCACCUCGCCGUCGCCGUGGCGGCCGCGAUGGCUCCCAGGACGGCAACUCAUCAGAGACAGAUGCUCCCAAGAACCGUCCACCCAACACUGCUUUCCGCCAGCAACGAAUGCGCGCCUGGCAAUGCGUGCUCACGCCCAAACUUAUCGUCUCCAUUUUUACUGUCCUCGCCGCCAUCUAUCUUGGCUUUGGCGCCUACUUGACAUAUCUCGCCUUCACUGUUCGAGAUAUCAGUAUCGACUACACAGAUUGUCUGAGAGAUGCGCCCAGAGGAAAUGACACAAGGAAACCAAUUCCACCCGAUAACAUCAAGUCGCACUUCACCUCAAAAGCCCUGGCCGACCAUCCGAACCUAGACCCCAAGAAGAUGUCGACAUGGCAUGUUGAGGAGAAAAACGUAACCUUCGAAUGGAGCGGCAUCACGGCUCCAAGAAACAUUUGCGUUAUCUCAUUCCCUAUUCCCGAGGAACUCCCGGCACCCGUCAGCUUCUACUACCAUCUCGACAACUUCUACCAGAACCAUCGUCGCUACGUUAACUCGUUCAACGCCAAGCAACUUCUGGGCGAUGCCGUAUCCAAGGAUGUUAUCGACGGCUCGACCUGCAAGCCCCUGGAUCUCGACCCUCGAGGAAGCGGAAAGGUCAUUUACCCGUGCGGCGUGGUGGCCAAUUCCAUGUUCAACGACACCUUCUCCAACCCCUACAACGAGCAAAACUCUACCGACUACGUCAUGUCCAACAAGGCCGGUGACAUCAGCUGGGAGGGAUUGAAGGACCUAUACGGCGAGACGAAGUACUCGCGGGCCGAUAUCGUGCCCCCACCCAACUGGGAGGCAGCCUGGCCCAACGGCUACACAAACGACACCAAGCUUCCCGACCUCAAGAACUGGGCCGACUUCCAGAACUGGAUGAUGCUCGCUGCCUCGCCCGACUUUUACAAGCUGGUGCGCAAGAACGAGCGCGACGCCAUGAAGGCGGGCAACUACCGGAUUGAGAUUGUCGACAACUUCAACACCACCGUUUACAACGGACACAAGUCCAUCGUGCUCACCACCAUCACCGCCAUGGGCGCCCGCAACAUCUGGCCAGGGAUAAUAUUCCUCAUUGUCGGCGGCAUCUGCCUUAUUCUUGACAUCUACUUUGUCUUGUCUUUCUUCAUAUGGAAGCCUCGUAAGCUGGGCGACCCGUCGUACCUGUCGUGGAAUCAGCCUUCGGCCGCUCAGGCUGGAUCGACGUGAAACGAGCAACCAGAACUCGAACCAAGUAAGACAAAACACACAAAGAACGAAGAUAUAAUUUAGACCCUAAUUACGCCGUGAGAUGGAUGGAUGGCUGGAUGGAUGUGAUGAAACUUCUUACCCUGCGGGAUGAGGCUAGGACGGGGGCUGGCUGGCUGGUCGAAACAUGAAUUGGGAUAGAAGAGGCGGAAAGGGUAAGGAGAAGCAGACAACUUGAAGGAGACAGAGAGAGAGAGAGAGAGAGAGAGAGAGGGCGGGAUUCCUGAUCCAACACGGAACCGCUCUUUGUGAGCUUUGCCUGUUGUUGUUUCCAAAAACUUCGCUGGGUUUUGAAGUUCAGCACGCGCUUACACAAGUCUUUUUGGGAUAUCAAUAACUGAACGGCGUCUUGGGUUUGGUAUAGUUUCCGUUUCACUACUUAGUACAGAUGCAUUUCAUGGGAUGUAGGUCUCAUUAUUUACUCACAAUUUUUUUAAAAAAGAAAACCACAAGCUCAUUUUCAUUUCCUG